AUGCAGGCCAGCCAACGACUGGCAGACUGUGGCUCCCAGGCGCCUAGGCAGGCAGAGUUCGCCCGCCUUUCGCCGCCUGGACACCAGGUGAUGGCCGAUACGCCUCCGCCUAGGCUGUACUCUACGACCUACCUCGUGCUCUCUCGGCUUAGUCUCCCAGCCCCUGUAGCUCCCUCCCUCCGCCCGCACGCCCGUCCAUCCUUCCUACUGUCCAGCAACCAGCGAGCGAGCGGCCCCCUCGCCAACAUUCAUCUCUCGUUCCUCAUCAUCAUCCCUUACAACUCCAUUACUCCCCAUCCACUCAUCCACCUCACAGCCUACUCACACCACACAGCGCCCUCUCACCCACCAGCACCGAGCCCCGCCCCGCCUUCGGGUCCCUCCCCCUUCCUCCGCCUCGCCUUCUCCGCCUCCCCUCUUCGCCCACGCCUCUCCACCCGACGACGAAGGAGGAGCGCACCACCCACCCAUCCCUGCUGA
Molecule: messenger RNA, 480 nt
Organism: Trichosporon asahii var. asahii CBS 2479
Lineage: Eukaryota; Fungi; Basidiomycota; Tremellomycetes; Trichosporonales; Trichosporonaceae
Exons: 1
Coding region: 1-480 (159 amino acids)
Source: RefSeq, a predicted model, not a curated record